Messenger RNA from Paramecium sonneborni, 4421 nucleotides. NCBI's taxonomy places the organism in Eukaryota, Ciliophora, Oligohymenophorea, Peniculida, Parameciidae. The record is from the annotation of a GenBank genome assembly.
AUGGAAGAAGGAAAUCAGAAAUAAAAUCUUUCCUUUCAAAUAGCCUAAUUAGAAGAAGAGUAUAACAAUUACAUAGAGUAAAUUGUUAUUUAAUUUUUAGUUCUUCUGAGGUUGUAAUGGAAUACUAUAAAAAUUAAUAAACAAGUGGAUUAGAUAAACAUUUUCUAAAAAUUGAAGAAUGGUUAGAUUAGGAUGUUGUAAUAUAUAUAUUUCCUAUAAAAAUAGAAAGGAAAAUAAAAUCUUCCAUUAGUAAUUGAAGCAGAAGAUGGUGUUGGUAAAAAAACUCUGCUUGUUAAAUGGAUUGGAUAUCAUAAUGCCAAUAAAAAGGGGAGAUAUUAGGAUAUCAUUAUUCCUCAUUUUGCUAUGGUUGGAGGAAACAAUAGUAAUUAUUUUUAUGCCAUUUAUCGAAUAUUGGUUAAAUUGAGGGAAUUAUUAAACAUAGGCUAGAAAGUAGAAUUAUUAGAAGAAAAACUUCGUAAAUAUUUUGCAUAUUGGUUGGAUGUUUGUAAUUCUUAUAUCGAAAACCAAAUUCUUAAAGAAGCUAAAACGUUAUAUAAUAGAAUCAUUCUCAUUUUUGAAGGUGUCAAUCACUUUGUUGAUUAAGGUAACGGAAUCCCUAAAGAAGCUAAUGUUUCUUUUUGGUUACCUUAAUUCUUUCCACCAAGAAUUAAAGUUAUUUUAACUGCCUCUAAGAAUUCUGGUGCUAUGUAAUAUCUUUAAAAAAUUAAUUCACAAAUUAUAUCUAUAAAAGUUGAACCUAAAAUCAUUGAAAAAAUGAUAGAAACACAUAAAAAGAGAAAAACAUUUCUAGUAAUUAUUUUAUAUUAAUUUUAUAGUCUGAUUCAUUUAAAGAUAAAUUAUUAAAUAUUUUAACAUAAACUAAAUGUGAAAUGAGUUCAAUAUUUUGUAAAACAUUUCUCUCUCUUCUGAUUCCAUAUCCUAGUGUUGGAAUAAUAGGAGAAAAUGAUGUUAGACCAGAAGUUAUUGAAGCCUUGGUAUCUUAAAUUGAUAUCUCUAAAUUAAUGGAUGUUACAAGCUUAGAAGAAUUAGUCAAUUUUAUUUUAGAUCAUUAUUAAACUAAGAUGUUUAAAGAUUAAGAUAAAUUUAUUAAAAUGUUAUUAUGUUUCACAAUUACCUAAAAAGGUUUGAUAAUUUAAGAAGCAUUAACAAUUUGUUAAUUAAAUGAAAAUGAUUGGAAAACAUUUCUAGUUUUCUUUAAAGUUUAUCUCAUGCAUUAUAAAGAGUAUUGGAUUAUUAAUAAUGAUAUUUUUAAGAGUAUCAUUCAGAAAAGAUAUAUAAAAGAUAAUUCUUUAGUUCCUAAAUUACAUGAAGAAAUUGCUGAUCAUUUAAAUAAAUCAACAAAUUCUAUAAGAAAAUUAGAAGAACAAACAUAUCAUUUAUUUAUGGCUAAAACCUAUUUUAAAUUAAAAGAAAUAGUAUCAGCUAUUGAGAAUUUUUUAUUAUUAUUCAAUCCUAAUAAUAAAUAUGAUUUAUGUCGUUAUUGGUAAAAAUUAGAGGAAUAAGGAUUUGAUCCAGUUAUAGAAUAUAAUAAAGCUAUAGAAGGAUUUGCUAUGUAAUAUCAUCCUAGUAGUGAGGAUAUUUUUAGAAUAAUUGUAUAAGUAUCAAGAUUUUUAAAAGAAUUUUGUGAUUUUGAAACUUAUCAUACUCCUAGUUUUAGACAUCCACCUAUUUAAGGUAUUGAAGAUGAAUUAGAUGAUAUUGGAUUAUUAAAUGAACUUUAUAGAAUGAAUUUAUGUUAUAUAAUUGAUGCAAAUCCAAAAAAAAUAGGAAAUAAUGAUGAAACUUAUAAAUCACCUGAGGAAAGAAUUAAUGAAAAGAUAGAAAAACUUAAAUCUAAAUAAGUUUUAUAAAAAGAUUAAAAAUAAACAAAAAAAACAGGAAAAGAAGAAGAUAAUAAGAAAACAAGUUUAUUAGAAAAAAAAAAGAAACCAGAAAUACUUACUAAAUUAGAAAAAUUAAAUGUUGAUAUUCCAUAUAAUAGAGAAUAGGUGAAGAAGUUUUUUGAAGUAAAGAUAGGAAUAAGUAAUGUCUAAGAAGAAAAAUUAAGAGAAAAAGAAACGGAGGAAGCAAAAAUAUAUUAAAAAUUAGAUAAUGGAUAAAUAUCAAUGAGAGAUUUAGAUAUGAAUUUAAGUAAAGAUGAAGAUGUUUAAUUAAAAAAGCCUGAUUAAUUAAAAUUAACACAUAAUUAAAUUUAAAUAAAGAAAUUAGAAGAAUAAUCUUUAGUAAGUGAACGUAAACCUACUGAUUAUUAUUAUAAAAGAUGGAUAUGGAUUUAAUUUCCUUGGGUUUGUUUAUCAGUUCAUAGUGAUUAUUCAGCUAAAAUGAAAUAAUGUUUUGCUAAAGCAACAGAAUAUAUGAGUGUUUAAGAAGAAAAAGCAUUUACAAAAUAAGCAUUAAAAAUUGCAAUUGAAGCUAAAUUGAAGAAGAAAAUGAUGUAUUAAAAGUAAGAAGAUUCUAAUACAACAAUAUUUAAUGAUAAAGAAUUAUCUAUUAUUCCAUCUAAAUAAGAAUAGAAUACUUCAAUAUUAACAUUAAUAAGAUAAUAAAAUGAAUUACCAGGUUUGAAAGGAUUUAAAAAAGAAAAAUCAUUAGCAGACAAUACAUUAACGAAUUUAAAUUAUAAACCUAUAAAUAGAGAAGUCAAAUCUACAAAAUUUCAAACAACAAGUUUACAUUUCUUUAUAACAGAAGAUCAAAUGAGUUUAUCUUAAAUUCAUAAAGAAAUAGAGGAGUAGAAGAAAUAAUAAUAAAAUUAAGUUGAUAAAAAAUAAUAAACCUUACCUGCAAUAUCCAAAACUUAAGAAACAUCAUUAAAUACAACAAUGAGAAUUAUUGAUAAAUCUAAAAUGCAAAAAGAAAAAUAUAAAUAAUUUAAUCCAGAAACUAUGAAUAAAUCUUCUUAAUCUAUCUUACCAAGAUUAAAAAGUGAAAUAGCUCUUCAUAAUGGUAAGGAAAUAUAUAUUAUGGUAUAAUAAGCAAAAGAUUUAAAAAGAGAACUUGAUUGUAUUAUUUAUUAAAAGUAAUUUUAUUAAAAUAAUAUUUAAUAGUUAAGCAGCUACAAAAAAACUAGCUAAUUUAAGAACACUUUAACAUAAUGAAGGUUUUGGUACAGAUGUUGAUACAGUUUCAUAAAUUUAAGAAAAAGUAAAGUUAUUUUUUAUAUAUUUAAGAUUGAAAACCUCAAAAAAUUAAGAGAGGAAGCCGAACAUGAUUAUUUAUUAAGUAUGGUACAAGAUAGUAGAUUAAGAAUUAUUAUUAAAAUUAGUGGAGACAAUAGAUCAUAUAAUGAAGAAUGGAUUAGAGACUUAAAUUAUUUAUAAUGUAAUUUGAAUAAGCUUAUAAAAUAUGAAAAAUAAGAUAUCAGUAAAAUGGAAACUGAAAUAAGAUAAAUUCAUACAAUACAUAUUCAAUAUGUAGAUGCUUUUAAUAAUAAUAUGAGUUAUUAAAAAUAAAUGAUUGGUUAGAUUAAUAAAACUGUUACACAAAAAGAAAAUUUUGAUCAUUUCUUUUAAUAAUCAGAUUCAAUUAUAUAAUAGUAAUCUACAGAAAAGAUGCAAAAAUUAUAACUACAAUAUGCUUAAAAUGAAGAUAAAGAAUAAUAAAGAAUGAAAAGAAUUUAACUUGAAAAAAAUAGUAAAGCUAUAUCUGAUAAGCUUGAAGUUUUAAGAUAAACUAUGGCCCAUGUUAGUCAAUACAUUGAAGUAAUAUUAUAAGUCUUAUAUUAAGAUUGAAAAUCCUGAUUAUUCUAAAGAAUAAAGUUUUGUUGAAUUUUUAAAUUAUUUAGAAAUCAAAACAUCACUUGAAGCAAAAAUUACAUAUUAAGAAGAUUUAUUAAGUGAUUUGCAUCUUUAAUUAAAUAAAAAAAAGAUGUAUUUAGAUGUAUAAUAAACAUUUAUUCAAAAAGACUUUUAAAAAUGCUAAUUCAAAUGAGCACAAAAAAUUACGUGAAAAAACAAUUAAAUUUAUUUAAGGAAAAGUGUAAGAUAAUGAAACAAUUUAAAUGUUGAUUGAAAAAAGAGAUUAAUAAUUAAAAUAGAAUUAAGCUAAGGAAAAACAAAAAAACAGAUUAUAACUUUCAUUAUUAGAUUAUAAUGUAUUUUAAAUUUAUUAAAUUUUAGAUUAGCAUUAAAAAUAUAAGAUCAAAAUUACAAUAAUGUAAAUUUAAAAGCACAUCAGAAUAAGGAACUGCCUCAAAAAUAACUUUAAUUAAUGAUGUAUUUAUUCGAUCUAUUUUCAAGAUAUAUGAUGAUUUAACAAAAAGAUAAAAUUUCAUCAAAGAUAAACUUGGAGAAGAGAUGUAUUCACAAUUCUUAAAUAAGAAACUAGAUUUUAAUAAAAUGUACAAGGCAGCAUUCAAAUAUCAUUAAGAUCCCACUUUAACAUUAAUGGAACCCUAUUGA